Cynocephalus volans (Philippine flying lemur) is the source of this 288-nucleotide messenger RNA. RefSeq names its product PIK3R3 upstream open reading frame (gene P3R3URF). The record is from RefSeq and is a predicted model, not a curated record. The transcript is spliced from 2 exons. The coding region runs from base 1 to 288 and encodes 95 amino acids. Lineage: Eukaryota; Metazoa; Chordata; Mammalia; Dermoptera; Cynocephalidae.
AUGGGGCCCUCUCAGUUUGUUCAUGCCCUUCGGCACCGGGGCAUGAGGUCCCCCUACCGGAGGCCAGGUAUGGGCUGGCCCCGACCCCGGUUUCCCAGGAUGUUCAAGUGUAGCAGCAGAAGGUACCGGCAGAAACCUCAAGGCCCAGCUGCCACCAGUGCAGCCACCAGUCUUGCCACUCAGGUCAUGAAUAUCAACAACAACCACACUGCCACCACCAGUGUGUGGAUCCUCCCACCUCAAGUUCUGAGACACUUCUUUCAGCCUGGGAGCUUUCUGAUCCUCUAG